Messenger RNA from Spirometra erinaceieuropaei, 548 nucleotides. The record is from the annotation of a GenBank genome assembly. NCBI's taxonomy places the organism in Eukaryota, Metazoa, Platyhelminthes, Cestoda, Diphyllobothriidea, Diphyllobothriidae.
AUGUCGAAGCAGCCCUAUUUAGGGAUAGCACUGCUUGCCCUCUCGCGGCGAGGCGCAAGAAAAGGCGUCCUAAGCAAAUGCUGGGAAAUCUCGCCAUCUGCAAGUAUACCUGGGCUCGUAGAAUCAAAACUCGUGGUCGAAAAACCAAAAAAGGACAACAACCCUUGCAUCCUUAGGUGAGUCUGAUCACUCUGGCAGCAUGGAAUGUUCAUUUUCCUUUUAGACAGUCCGAGGAACAACCGGCCGGAACGGAGGACGAGCUGGUCGCUGGAGAACUGGCGCGCUACAAGGUGGACAUCGCUGCACUCAGCGAGACACGCUUCUCCGAGGAAGGCCAACUGGAGGAGGUGGGUGCCGGCUACACCUUCCGAAGCAGCCGCCCAAAGAUAGAGCGACACGAUGCCUGCGUCGUCCUUACCAUCCGGAACGACAUUCUGGGACGACUGCCCUGUCUGCCACAGGGUAUCAACGACUGCCUCAUGCGCCUGCGUUUGCCUCUUCGGGGAGCCCAAUUCGCCACCAUCAUAAGUGCCUAUUUGCCCCAAUGA